AUGAAAGUGAUAGGACUUCAAUAUCUCUCAUCAAAAAUUUAUAAGAAAAUUGCAGAUAUUAAUGAAAAGGAAUCUAAUUAUGAUAAAGAAGAAAUUGAAGUACGUAAUAAUUUAGCAUGUUUAUACAGAAUAAUAGAUCAAAUGGGAUUAUCACAAAGUGUUUUUAACCAUUUAACGGCUAGAAUUUCUAAAUAUAAAAAUGAAAUAUUAAUUAAUCCAUUUGGUUUGCUAUACCAUGAAAUUACUGCAUCAAGUUUAAUUAAAGUAGAUGAAAAAGGAGAUAUUCUUGAUAAAGGAAGCACAAAAUAUGGUAUUAAUAACGCUGGUUAUAUUCUUCAUUCAGCAAUCCAUGAAUAUAAUAAUGAAAUAGGUUGUGUCAUUCAUUUACAUGUUCCUGAUGUCGUUGCCGUUUCCUCAAUGACUUGUGGUUUAUUACCAAUUUGUCAGGAGUCAAUGAUUAUUGGUCAAGUAACUUAUCAUGAUUAUGAGGGAAUAAUUAAUAGUGAAAAGGAAAAAAUAAAAUUUGUUAACGAUUUAGGUAACAAAAAAGUUAUGCUUUUGAGAAAUCAUGGAUUUGUUUGUUGUGGUGAAACAAUAAUGGAAGCAUUAUUUUUGACAUACCAUCUGAUAAUUGCAUGUGAAACACAGGUUAAAAUCAUGUCAAUGGCAAAUUAUGAUCAUUCUAAAUUUAUCAUUCCAUCUGUUGAUGCUCAAAAUGUAACUUUUCAAAUUGCAAGUGGUGGAGCUGGAGGAGUAAAUUUUGAGGGAACAAAAAAUAAUAAAUGUGAAAAAAAAUGGAAAAGAGGUGAACUUGAGUGGGAAGCUUGGAUUCGUAUACUUGAUGAUAUGAAUUUAGAAACAGUAAAAAUUAUAUUGGAGUUAAAAUUGAAAAUGGCCGAUCAAUCAGCUAAAACGAAAAUUGCAUAUGUUAAACAAGUUUUAUCUGGUGAUAGCAUUAUUCUUAUGGGAACUGGAGAUAAUAGUACUGAUAUGUUUGUAUGCUUAGCAUACACAAAAGCUCCACAUCUUGGUAAAGCUCCUACAGAAUCAACAUCUGGUACUCAAGAUGAACCAUUUGCAUGGGAAUGCCGUGAAUUUGUUCGUCGCAGACUUGUUGGACGUCGUGUUACUUUUAUAAGAGAAUAUAUUGGUUCAAAUGGUCGUGAAUUUGGACAAAUUAUAAUUGGAACUGAAAAUUUGGAUAAAUGUGAAAAUAUUUCUGAAUCUGCCACUGCUGCUGGUUUAAUGGAAAUUAAACCUGUUAAACAAUCUAAUGAAUUUGUUGAGAAAUUAUUAGCUCUACAAGAAAAAGCCAAAUCAUCAAAACUUGGAAAAUGGAUUGAUGAAAGUGAACAUCAUAAACAUAUUAGAAACAUUCAAUGGAAUAUUCAAAAUAUACAAGGAUUUGUUCAAAAAUAUAAAGGAACAUCUAUUAAAGCUAUUAUUGAAAAUGUUCGUGAUGGUAGUUCUUUCCGUGCUUAUAUCUCACAAGAAAGUGCCUACAUAACAUUUGUUUUAAGUGGAAUUAAAUGUCCUGCUUUAGUAAAAAAAGAACAAUAUGCUGAAGAAGCUAAAUUAUUUGUUGAAGCACGUUUAUUAAACAGAGAAAUUGAUCUUAUUGUUGAGGGUGUUGAUAAUCAAAGAAUUGUUGCAUCAAUUGCUCAUCGUGCUGGAAAUAUUGCUGUUCUUUUAUUAAGAGAAGGUUAUGCUAAAUGCAUUGAUUGGUCUAUUGGACUUGUUACCGGUGGUGCUCAAGCAUAUCGUGAUGCUGAAAAAGUUGCCAAAGAAAGAAAAAUUAAUGUUUGGAAAGAUUAUGAAGGUGGAACAAUUUCUCAAUCAAAAGGACAAACAAAUGGUAUUGUUGUAGAAGUUGGUCUCGGUGAUAAUAUUAUGAUUGAAAAUGGUUCUGGAAAUAUUGUUAAAUAUUACUUUUCUUCAUUACGACCACCACGUAUGGAUACACAAAAAGAAAAUAACACUUCUUCAAAAGCUUUUCGUGCUCUUUAUGAUAUUCCAUGUAUGUAUAUGGCAAGAGAAUAUUUAAGAAGAAAACUUAUUGGUAAAUCUGUUAAAAUUGUUGUUGAUUAUAUUCAACCUAAAUCUGAACAAUUUCCUGAAAAAGUAUGUGGAACUGUAUAUUUGGAUAAAGAGAAUAUUUGUGAACUUUUAGUUAAAAAAGGCUUUGCAAAAGUAAUUAAACAUAGACGUGAUGAUGAAAAUCGUUCAUCCCAAUAUGAUACUCUUUUAGCAGCUGAAAAAGAAGCAGAGAGUGCAAAAGUUAAUUUAUGGGCUGAUAACGCAAAUACAAUGUCUAUGCGUGUUACUGAACUUAUUGGAGAUUAUUCACGUGCCAAACAGUUUUUACCUUCUUUACAAAGAACAACAAAACAUUCUGGUAUCAUUGAAUUUGUAACAUCCGGAUCUCGUUAUCGUGUUUUUCUCCCAAAGGAAAAUUUAGUUAUUUCAAUGGCUUUAUCUGGAAUAACAUGUCCACGUGCUGGUAGACCUGGAGGAAGUGACAAUGAACCAUUUGGUGUUGAAGCAAUAAAUUUUGCCAAAAAAAUUGCAUUACAGCAUGAUGUUGAAGUUGAAAUUGAUGCUAUUGAUAAAACUGGAGGUUUUAUUGGUCAAAUAUUUGUACUUCAAAAAACUGGAAACAUCAAUGUAGCUAAAAGUUUAAUUGAAAAUGGUCUUGCUUAUGUUCAUAGUGCCAUUGAUAAAUCCCGUUUUGCUAAUGAAUUUUAUGCUGCAGAGGAAAGUGCUAAAAAGAAAAAAUUAAAUAUUUGGGAAAAUUAUGUUGAUGAAAAUAAGGUUGUUGAAGUAGCUCCAAAAGAAAAUGACAAUUCUGAACGCAAACAAAUAUUUAAACGUGUUGUUAUUUCAUAUGUUGAUAGAGCGACAUUUAAAAUAUAUUUACAAUUCUAUGAUCAUGAAAAAAGUUUGGUUGACCUUAUGGAAAGACUUCAAAUUUGUGCUAAAAAUUCUGUUAGUCAAAUAUUACCAAAGAGGGGGGAACUUUGUAUGGCAAAAGAUUCGCAAUAUGGGAAAUGGACACGUGCUCGUAUAGAUGGAAUAAGAGACAAUAAAGCUAAUGUUUUCUAUAUUGAUUAUGGAAAUUCAGAAAUUUUAAAUUACAAUAUAGAUAAUAUUAAACCAAUAUCUGCUGAGGAUAAGGCACUUCAACAAAUUGCUAGAGAAGUACGUCUUGCUUUUGUUAAUCCACCACCAAUGGAUGAAUUCGGUGAUCUUUCAUUUGUUGCUCUUACUGAUAUUUUAUAUCAAGAAGAAUACAUUUAUGCUGCUUUAGAAUACAAAGUUGGUAAAGAUGACUAUGUUACUCUUGCUAUCGAUGAUAAGAAAGCUGGUGUAAAAUAUGAUGUUGGUAAAAAAUUAGUUAGUGAUGGAUAUCUUGUUACUGUUGAUGAUAGACAUGAACCAAAAUUCAAAGCUGUCUUAGAAGAAUAUCUUAAUGCUGAACAAAAAGCUAGACGUGAACAUCUUAACAUCUGGAGAUAUGGAGAUUUUACUGGAAAUGAAAUAUAA
Messenger RNA from Strongyloides ratti, 3543 nucleotides. RefSeq names its product LD20211p. The record is from RefSeq and is a predicted model, not a curated record. Lineage: Eukaryota; Metazoa; Nematoda; Chromadorea; Rhabditida; Strongyloididae. Gene Ontology annotation, cellular component: nucleus; cytosol. Gene Ontology annotation, molecular function: RNA binding; nuclease activity. The transcript is spliced from 5 exons. Gene Ontology annotation, biological process: mRNA catabolic process. The coding region runs from base 1 to 3543 and encodes 1180 amino acids.